AGCACUUUUCAAUCUUUUACUUCAAAACCACUUCCACCUUUCAAAAUGCAAUUCACUACUGCCAUCGCUCUUCUUCUCACCGCCGCUACCGGCGCCAUUGCAGCCCCUGGCGGCCACGGUGUUCACACUCCUCCUCCUCCUCCCCCUCCCCCUCAGAACGUUGGUACCAACACCAACUACCAGUCCAACAACUGUGGCAAUGGUGCUUCGCCAUACUGCUGCAGCGCUGAGACCGAUGCAUUGGGCUCAAGCUACUGGGAGUGCUCCAACAUCAGUGAUACUUGCAACUCCAUCACUGUUUGCUGCAACAACAACAACCAGAACAACAACCAGCAGGGAGACCACAACAGCGAGGACAACAACAGCGGCAACCAGUCGUGCAGCGCCUUUGGACAACAGAAGGUUAUUUACAAAUAAAUUCGUCUGCAUCAGUCUAAGGACUAUAGCUAUCUUAUUCACGAGUCUUCUAGUCUCUUAAGAUAAGCACAGCCUAAUGUACUAGCAGCGGAUUUAGGCUCAAAAAUGUGAGAUGUUAUGUUGAAAAGGGGGAUUUGGUUCUUUUCUAUUCGGGUCAAAAGAUAACUUGUACCAAGUAAUUUUUUCUACCCAGCUACUUUCUUUAACACUAUUUUGGCCGAUUUAGUUUACAUAAAAUAAAAAGGAUUGCUUUGAACCUACAA
Molecule: messenger RNA, 680 nt
Organism: Trichoderma atroviride IMI 206040
Lineage: Eukaryota; Fungi; Ascomycota; Sordariomycetes; Hypocreales; Hypocreaceae
Source: RefSeq, a predicted model, not a curated record